This is a messenger RNA of Magnolia sinica, 411 nucleotides long. RefSeq names its product mitochondrial import receptor subunit TOM5 homolog. The record is from RefSeq and is a predicted model, not a curated record. The transcript has 2 exons. Gene Ontology annotation, cellular component: mitochondrion; mitochondrial outer membrane translocase complex. Bases 51 to 215 code for a protein of 54 amino acids. Lineage: Eukaryota; Viridiplantae; Streptophyta; Magnoliopsida; Magnoliales; Magnoliaceae.
CCAAAACCCUAACCCUCCCAAAACCCCAACCGUCUUCUCUCUCUGCUGCCAUGGCGGAUUCGGCGAUUUCAAUCGAGAAUUUGAAGGAUUUCGUCUACUCUCAGUUCCAAGACGAAGAGAAAUGGGCCACAAACGCGAAGCUGCUGCGUGCUGUUGGGCUGUUUGCUGGCUCCAUCUUUCUAAUGCGGAAUUUUGGCGACCUCAUGGCCAUUUGAAGGGAGAUGAGCAGUUUUUUAUAGUGAGUACUGUUUCUCAACGUUGAUGGGCUAUAGUUUACUUCAUUCUACUUUUUCUUUUUUAAUCGGCAAAAGAAAAUAAUGUUUACGGAUAUUAGUUUUUAGCAGCUUCUUGUGUGGAAUUCCGAAGAUUUUGCAUAUUUUGGGAUCAAGGAUUUUACUGCUUUCUUGGGCU